UGGCAGCUGUGAUGAACUAUAGCAUCUGUCACUCAAACCUAGAAGCUGGUUUCUGGAGGAGUACACAGGAGAUCGAGAAGGUUUGUGCGAUCACAUGGACACAGGAAUGAGAAAAUGGGUUUGGAUGAGCGCAUCCCAUAAGGAAUCCUGGAUGCUGCGCGACAGAGGCGACGGGCACCAGCAUCCGAACAUCCAGGAGCAAACACAACGAAAACCACGCGUUUUUUACGACCUCAAUGGACGAGGAAUGAAUUCGUAGUCACUCCGGUGUGAAUCAGAGGAGACGCAGCGUUUGGAUGCAGGAACAUGAGGGCGCGAGACAGCAGGGCACCAGCAGUGCCCAGGUUGGGGUCCCCCCAGAGGGGCGGGGCAGCAGUACGGGUGGGGCCCCGGUCGAGGACAUGCAGGCACUGUCAAUCACUUCUCUCUCCGCUUCUGAGGUAGAGCAACAGUUCGAACUGAUUGGUCUUUUGGGGAAGGGCACGUACGGCAAAGUUGACCUGGUUGUGCACCGGAAACAGGGCACUAAACUGGCCCUGAAGUACGUGAAUAAAAACAAAACAAAGUUGCGGAGUUUUCUGCGUGAAUACAGUCUGAUGACUGCGCUGGGCUGCAGCCCAUUUAUCAUCAAAGUUCUGAAUGUUCUGUUCGAGACCGAGGAGAGCUACGUGUUUGGCCAGGAAUAUGCGCCUGCAGGAGACCUGUUUGACAUCAUCCCACCUCAGGCCGGUUUGCCAGAAGAUAUGGUCAAGCGCUGUGUUCAACAGCUGGGUUUGGCUCUGGACUUCAUGCACAGCAAAAGUCUGGUCCAUCGUGACGUAAAGCCAGAAAACGUCCUCCUCUUCGAUCGUGAGUGCCGACGUGUGAAAUUGGCAGAUUUGGGAAUGACGCGCCGGACGGGCAGCCGAAUCAAGCGGAUCAGUGGCACUAUCCCCUACACUGCCGCCGAGGUGUGCCAGGCCUCCAUAUCGGAGGGAAUUAUAGUGGCGACCACACAGGACGUCUGGGCCUUCGGAGUUUUGCUGUUUUGCAUGCUUACGGGAAACUUUCCUUGGGAAGUUGCGUUGCCUAGCGACGCAUUUUUUUCUGAGUUCCAGCGUUGGCAGAGAGGGGCGUGUCCGCCCGGUGCUGUACCGUCACAAUGGCGGCGUUUUUCUGACGAUGCGUUACGCAUGUUCAACCGGCUGUUAGCGCUGGAGCCUGAGCGUCGCUGUGGCGUUAAAGACGUGUUCUACUUUCUAAAAUACCACCUGCUGAAUCAUCACCGCCGCAGAGCUUCCUGUAGGGCGUUUAGGGGAGGUUCCAACUGUUGCUCUGCCCACAGACACACGGAGCCCUCUCCUCCUUCGGGCACUUCCUGUCUACGCCCCACCCCCCUUAAACGUAGCAUCCUGUCCGAGCCUCAUUCUUCCCGGGAGGAAUCCUCCAAAAGCCCGUCUCCAAAUCGCCAAGACAAGAGUAAAGUGAUGAUGACCACGCCCAUUGAAAUUUGCGUAUGAAGCCACAGAUUAGAAUCAUUUGAGUUUGGAUCAGCGAAUCUUCAUUUUGGGAUAAAAUGCGUCUUUCUCCCGUUUCAGAUUUUUGUAGGCAUUUCACUUUUCUACAGUGCUCUGAACUGAAAUUCCAACACCAUCUUCUCUGUAGGAGACAAAGAAUCUUUGCUUUGACUUUUAAACCAGCCUAUUAUCAUACAGUAUGUGUGCACCAAAAGGAAACGAUAUAUUUUAUACUGGAUUUUUAUGUUUUACUAAACCAUGCAGAACUACAUGCCCGAUGACAGCCACUGUCUAGUGGUCAAAGAGACGGAGGAUUUGAUCUGUUUCCAAAGCUUCCUUUAUUGUUCAUGUCGUGUUUUUGAAGAGUAAGAACACAGCCUCCUUUAGAUUACAGGGACUUUAUUAUGUGCUUGUACUUGUUGUGUGUGUAUUUCUAAGAGAUCUUUGAAGAAAUGAGGUUAAUUUUCGUGGGAUCUUGAAUGUCUCGAGCGACACCAGUUUCUGUGUUCUCAUAGAAUGGGUCAGUUAGGUAAAAGAAGCCUCAAGGGCUUUUCAAGAACAUCUGCUCCACAGAACAUCGUGACAUUACUUUGUCAGCUAGAGCUAAUGAUUCUAAAGAAACUCUGUUUAGUCUUACUUUAAAGUUUACAUAGGAUGCGUUUUAGAUAUUGAGUUAGAUGGUAGAGAACUCUUACAAUGUUUGAGGAUAGAUGUGUUGCAAAAGAGCACAAGCACCUUUAUCAUCAUCAACACACUGAAAAGACUAAAUGAAAUACAAAUAUGUGCAAAUGUUAACUGUGACUUGUUAGCUAUAAGAGCAGUCAUUUUUAAUAUACUAGUUUAUAGUCCAUCGGUUGAAUCGGUGAGUUCAGACGACCUUGAAGUAUCCACUUCACAAGGAACUAAAGGUGUUUUUAAAGAAUGAAUACAUAUAUAUGAAACUGGAUGUUGUGUAGCUGCCAUACAAGUUGUCAUACAGUAGAUUGUUUUGAUUGAUAAGCAGCUGAUUAAACUGUUUAAACGCACAGCAAAAUGUCUCUUAAUGUUUUUAGUAGUUUUUAGUGACCACUUCUCUGUAAAGAUGAAGAAAUGAUUUCUCCAGAUUCCUGUUGGUAGUAAAUCGUUGCUUGACAUCAUAAUUGUUAUGAACUCAUCAGGGGUUCCUGAUGGAUCAAGCUCCCAUGGUUCUGUUUGCCAGUCACAUUCACAUAUUUAUUCUACCCCACCCAUUGAUAACAUGCCCUCCGAAUGUCAAAACUGGAUCAAAUGUGAUUUUAUCGAGUUUUCUACUUGAGUGGUUUAAGAGGAAAAUGUUAUUGCAUAUGGAGUUCUCAGAUGUGUUUAAUUUGAGUAGAUUAGUCUCAUAAAGUUGUUAAAGUAAAUGAAGAGUAUGGUGGUAUAAAAUGAAUGUAGAUGGUAGCGGUGAAUCAAACUGGAUUUGGGUCAAUUUGAUGAGAAAUGUUAACGUUCAUCUUCAGUAAUAUUGACUUUUGACAAAUCUGAACUCAGUUUGAGACAUUAUUGAGAUCACUUCUGAAACUCUAUGACAGACACAUUUAGGAGAUUUCUGACCCUUUUACACAGAAGAAAUAUCUGAGACACAGACGCAAAAGUUUCCAUUUGCUCUCCAUUUCAUCUCACUGAUAUAAUUGAAUAAUUAUAGAAUUAAUUGAGAAAUAAUUGAGACAAAGAGAUUUCAUCUGCUUCUGAUUUUUCUUAUUAUGGGGUUUGGAAAUUAUUUAUGAAAUGCAGAUUUACCUCCAUU
Messenger RNA from Triplophysa rosa, 3261 nucleotides. It is a transcript of the gene sbk1, whose product is annotated as SH3 domain binding kinase 1. Gene Ontology annotation, biological process: peptidyl-serine phosphorylation; peptidyl-threonine phosphorylation. The record is from RefSeq and is a predicted model, not a curated record. The transcript has 8 exons. Lineage: Eukaryota; Metazoa; Chordata; Actinopteri; Cypriniformes; Nemacheilidae. Gene Ontology annotation, molecular function: protein serine/threonine kinase activity; ATP binding. Bases 297 to 1499 code for a protein of 400 amino acids.